AUGAGCAGCCUCCCCAUUCUGUACUUUCUCUUGCUCCUGCUCAGACUCCAAGUCCCUCAGGCACAGGGCUUCCCGACACUCCGGCCUGACCAGUACUCUGUGAUAGUCACUGAGAUUCUGAAAGCCCUCAACGAGUCACCUUUGGCUUCACAAGUGAGUAGCUGGGGUAAGUAUGGGCAGGGAGAGUGCUGUCAGCCAAGGGGAUUCACUCAACGGGCUGAAUUCCAGCCUAUCCUGCCCACCCCCACGACUGAGGGAGACCAAAUCCGUAUCGAGGAGAGUAACAAGGGUGAUUUCCAGCGUAAAUUGAAGCAGUAUCUGGUAACCCUUAAUAGCUUCCUGCGUGACAGGAACAGGCAUUGAGCUGUACUUUCCUCAGUCCAUUGUCUGGCUCCCUCUCUGGGCCUUCUCACCUCAGGCCCUUGGGAUGUGAGAAAGAGCAGAACAUCUGAAGAGUACGGGGUAUCUCUCACACAGUCCAGGACUGGA
This is a messenger RNA of Manis pentadactyla (Chinese pangolin), 489 nucleotides long. RefSeq names its product interleukin-3-like. Bases 1 to 363 code for a protein of 120 amino acids. NCBI's taxonomy places the organism in Eukaryota, Metazoa, Chordata, Mammalia, Pholidota, Manidae. Gene Ontology annotation, biological process: immune response. The record is from RefSeq and is a predicted model, not a curated record. The transcript is spliced from 3 exons. Gene Ontology annotation, molecular function: interleukin-3 receptor binding; growth factor activity. Gene Ontology annotation, cellular component: extracellular region.